Messenger RNA from Galdieria sulphuraria, 565 nucleotides. RefSeq lists its product as uncharacterized. The record is from RefSeq and is a predicted model, not a curated record. The transcript is spliced from 2 exons. Bases 71 to 532 code for a protein of 153 amino acids. NCBI's taxonomy places the organism in Eukaryota, Rhodophyta, Bangiophyceae, Galdieriales, Galdieriaceae.
UUUGUUGUUGUUGCUGUGGUUGAAUUUCAUUUAGUGGCGAAUGGUUUGAUUUUGCUGCGAUAAUAGAAAAAUGCUUUAUGGUUCGUGUCAAUGUGCAAACUACUUUGUUCGUCUGCGUAUGCUUUCUAGGAAUUAUUUGCCAAAAGUUGGACUUUAUCUUCAGAGUCAAACCAAAAACUCUAGUCGGAAACGACUGCAUCAAUAUUUGCACUCGUGUGAUAUUGUAGAAGCUCAACCGAUCCUUCAUGAGUUUCUUUCAGAGCUACUUUGUAUACUAUCCAAAUGCAAGCUGUUUGCACAAAAUGUGAAGUUUCCUUUUCACUUUUUGACAGCUACAACUACCACUACUUUGAACAGCAUGACUUUCAGUGUGUUGGGAAAAAACAGUUCAGCAGCACUCUUGACGAGGCAAAUACUGUUAUACACAAGUCUCCUUGUUUCCCAUUCAUACCGUACUACUACUAUGCCUUUCAGAAACACUAUCAAUACUAGUUCCAACUUUAUCACUCUUACUACUCACAUGUUGUUUUAGACAUAUUUCACCCUCGGUAAACCCAGUAAUUCC